Molecule: messenger RNA, 855 nt
Organism: Penicillium subrubescens
Lineage: Eukaryota; Fungi; Ascomycota; Eurotiomycetes; Eurotiales; Aspergillaceae
Exons: 5
Coding region: 1-855 (284 amino acids)
Molecular function (GO): methyltransferase activity
Source: RefSeq, a predicted model, not a curated record
AUGAACUCUGAAGAUACAUAUCGAUCUGUGCAGCAACGAUAUGCAAGUGUUGCAAAUCAGACGGAGUUGAAUGAACAGAGGGAUUAUGAAAGAAAAGUGGCAACGGCAUUUGGAUAUGACCCGGACGAUUUACGCUCUCUACCCGAAAAUGCGAACCUAGGUGUUAGUUGUGGGAAUCCAUUAGCGACGGCUAAUAUCAGUCUGGGUGAGACAGUCGUUGAUCUGGGUAGUGGUGGAGGUAUCGAUAUUUUACUCGCCGCGAAGAAAGUUGGGCCCGAAGGGAGGGCUAUUGGUAUCGACAUGACGAAGGACAUGCUGGAAUUGGCCCGUCGGAAUGCGAAAAAUGCUGGAGCCUCAAAUGCAUCGUUUAUCGAAGCAUUCAUCACAUCUAUCCCGCUACCAUCAUCUACGGUUGACUGCAUCAUCAGCAACUGUGUGAUAAACCUAGUGCCAGAACCUGAGAAACAUCUUGUAUUUCAAGAGAUAUUUCGUCUACUGAAGCCGGGAGGUAGAGCUGCAAUCAGUGAUAUCUUAGCAAAGCAAGAGCUUCCGCUCGAAAUAAGACAAGACCUCUCCCUAUAUGUUGGCUGUAUCGCGGGGGCUAGCCAGGUUGGGGAUUAUGAACGAUAUCUCAAGGAAGCAGGAUUUCAAGACGUCUUGAUUGUCAAUACCAACAGUGACCUCAACAUGUACAAGGAGAUGUGGCAGAAAGAAGAUAGUAACGAGGCGCCGGCAAAAAGGUCAUGUUGUGCUACUACAACCGUUACUGAAUCGAGAGAGGUCAAGGGAUUGCCAAACGUCGAUUUCAAUGUUUGGACUGGCUCAUUUAAGAUCUUUGCUGUGAAGCCCGUCUGA